Messenger RNA from Cajanus cajan (pigeon pea), 2181 nucleotides. RefSeq names its product WRKY transcription factor 72B. Gene Ontology annotation, biological process: regulation of DNA-templated transcription. The record is from RefSeq and is a predicted model, not a curated record. NCBI's taxonomy places the organism in Eukaryota, Viridiplantae, Streptophyta, Magnoliopsida, Fabales, Fabaceae. Gene Ontology annotation, molecular function: DNA-binding transcription factor activity; sequence-specific DNA binding.
UAAGUAAUGCACAAUUUGUGUGCCAAAAUUCUCCUUCUCAACCUCAUUUAUGACUCCCAUUUGGGAGACCAUAUAAUUAAUUUAACCUUAUUACAAUAAUAUUGAAAAGUCCCACAAAUUAUUUUAGCAAUUUGGUGUUGACAUUUUAGGGGUGGCUGCGUAAAUGGUAGAGCUCCGGGAUCUGUAUUUGUUUCAUUAUUAUAUUUAUACCGUGUCUAGCUCAUAAUUGAUUGGUCAAUAAGAGGGUAUGUUUUGUAUAUUUAUGGCAUUUAUAUGUGUGAGAUUGAGGGGGCUCUACUAGAGAAAUAGUAAUAAUAAUUGAGGCCAUGUCGAAAAUGUCUAGUCCUAGUGGUUCUGAGAUAGAAGAGAAGGGAAUUACAAAGGAUGAUAAAGUCAAAUCUUGCAAAACUGAGAUGGGUGAGGUGAAGGAAGAAAACGAGAGAUUGAAGAUGAUGUUAGAGCAAGUAGAAAAGGACUACCACUCCUUUCAACUACGUUUCUUUGACAUCCUUCACAAAGACGUUUCAAAGGGUGUAGCUGAUUCAUCUACUGCAUAUGAUGAAACUGAAGAGCCUCAUGAGCUUGUGUCACUUUGCCUUGGAAGGAGUCCAAGGGAGCCUAAGAAGGAAGCAAGAAUUGGAAACUCCAACAAACCACAAGAGAGAGAUGUGGGAACCAACCUUACUCUUGGAUUAGACUCCAAACAUGUGUUGUCAAAGGUUGUGUCUGAUUUGAGUCCAAUGAGCUCAGAAGAACCUAAGGAAGUGGAAGCAAAGGGAACAUUGUCAACAAAUAUUCAAUCAACAAAAGUGAUAAAUGCGAAUGGCGAUGUUUCAGACCAAACGCCAGCUAAGAGAGCCAGGGUAUCCGUGAGAUCCAGAUGUGAUACUCCCACGAUGAAUGAUGGGUGCCAAUGGAGGAAAUAUGGACAGAAGGUAGCAAAGGGAAAUCCAUGUCCAAGAGCAUACUAUCGUUGUACAGUUGCACCAACAUGCCCAGUCAGGAAGCAGGUGCAAAGGUGUGCUGAAGACUUGUCCAUCUUAAUCACCACCUAUGAAGGAACCCACAACCAUCCUCUUCCAGUCUCAGCCACAGCCAUGGCUUCAACCACUUCUGCUGCUGCUUCCAUGCUGUUGUCAGGUUCUUCAACAUCUCACCAUGCAGGUCACUUUUCUGCAUCUUUUGGAAAUUCUCCUGCCACACUAAUCAAUGGUCCGAGUUUCAGUCAACAAUUUGAUGAAUCAAGAGCGAAACAAAUCUUCUACCCACCAAAUCAUGCCUCACCACAUCUGUUCCCAACAAUCACUCUAGACCUAACUUCUCCAUCUUCUUCCUCCGCAUCAACUCAAUUCCAUCAUUGCUUAUCUUCAAACCCUAAAUGUUCUCCAGCUAGUCUCAGCUUUUGUUCCCCACAGCAUAACUCUAUACCAUCCAUUUGGGGUUAUGGCACAAGUACAACACCAAUUGACAAACUACAAACAAGGCCAGUUAUCGAGGGAAAUCAAUAUUUCCAAGAAAAUAACUUCUACCAACAAUGCAUAACGAACCAAACUGCUUCCAGAGAAGCUUUGACAGAAACAAUAACCAAGGCAAUCAGCACAGACCCAAGUCUUCGUUCAGUAAUAGCUGCUGCAGUUACAUCAAUAGUGGCGCAUGGAUCAAACAGUGGGAAACAAGAGGGAGCAGAGAAUGUUCUUGGUUCAGGGUUGAACUUAAAACUGGGGGAGCAUCUUCAAUUGGCUUCACACAAUCCCUUGAACCAGAAUGGGAAAGGAUUCUUGACAGGCUACUUCAAAAAUUUGUCCUCUACAAGUUCUGAGGCAGGAAACUUCAUUCUUCUUAAACCACCAUUGCCAUUAUCUUUCUCCAAGACUGACACAAAAUCCAGAUCAACCAUUAUGUUCCAGAAAUGAACACGCAUCAUUAACUUUCUCUUCCUCUCUGACGUCCCCAAGGUCCAAGGUCCUAUUAUUUAAUGUCAAAAUUAAUAGGACUCCACAAACAAGAGAUUAGACAUGCCAGCAAGAAAAUCCCUGUCAGGCUAUUUAUUAUUAGCUAAAAUUAUGUAACUUUCAAAUAAUAAAAUAUAUGUAAGAAAAGGUGUUUAAAAAAUAUGUUGCUAACAUUCAUCAAUGAAAUUAAGUUUUGAAAAAAAAAACUAGAAAUCAAUAUCGUCUUUCC